Drosophila suzukii is the source of this 573-nucleotide messenger RNA. Lineage: Eukaryota; Metazoa; Arthropoda; Insecta; Diptera; Drosophilidae. The record is from RefSeq and is a predicted model, not a curated record.
AUGUCCAACGACAAAAAACCGAAGAAUAAAAUGAUAACUUCCCAAGAAUGCAUGCAGCUGAAAAGAGAUCUGGAGUCCGCCGAUAGUCACGAUGAGUUCGAAGUUAGUCCCAUGAUCCUGUGUCUGAUGUUAACCUUUCUGCUUUUUGUGAGGUUUUGGAUAUGGCUGAUAUCGAGAAGCUGCCUCUUUGCCCAACCCGAGGAAGUUGAGAAAAAAGACGAGGCAAGACAACGUUUUUCCGGGGGUUCAACUCCGAGUUCCAAAUCCCCAAAUGUUCGUUUUUUUGAUGGACCUACUCACAACAAAGCUUCUUCGACUAGCAGACUCCAAAAAGGCAGCUCCAAUAUCUCGCCAAGAAUCAACAUGACCCCGCAUUUUGGAAAAGUAGUCCCAUGGGCGUUUGUCGUGAUAUUUCUUACGAAGAUGGCAACCAAGGCAUUAUGCCCCCGAAUUUGGGAGGGAAGCUCUUCGCCCAAAAGGAAGUACACUAUAAAGUGGGCCAAUUUAAUGAGGCGCGGUCGAAAGAAUCUCUCCGAAACUUAAGUCCUCAGUAAAUUUAUAUUCAUUGGUAAA